UUCGAACCUUCGAUUCAUAACAAAGUGUGUUUAGUUCUGAAAUGGGGAGAGCGAUAAGGUUUUCGGCUAGAGGACUGUCUGUGAUCUCACGGCAGUUAUCCCAGAUCCUUCAUUUAGUCAAGAAGCAUACUUUAUUUGAGACGCACGUCGGUGACUUUUUUAUCCUCAAAAUGUUCGUUGGAUGUCGUAAAAAUAUAAUUGAAAGUGAGGAGAGUAGUGAUGACGAAGUAGUGAGUUUUAGAAGAAAAGUUAUAAAUAGAAUUUCAUCGAGUUCAAACUCCGAUUCUGAGGAAUCAUAUGCAAGUGAAGACCUCGACGACAUUUUGGAAGAACUUGCUAUAGACGAAGAAGAGCAGCUGAGCUCUGUUCAUGAUUUAUUGGACAAUAUCCAGUGGAACGAGUUUGCUAACAGGCAACAGUCAUUUACGUUCACCGGAAAAGAUGGGCUUCUGAUGGAUUUGCCGUCUGAUAUUAGCGCAAGUGAAGUGCUUUCGCUAUUCUUAGACGAAAAAGUGAUAAGCCUUUUAGUCACAGAGACUAAUAGAUAUGCAGAGCAAAAAUUGCAUCAACAACAAAUGGCUGAGCAUGCUCGACUGAACAGGUGGAAACCCACCACUUCUGCAGAAAUUAUAAAAUUUAUAGGACUGAUGAUUUGGAUGGGUCUAGUACAGACACCGCUUGUGAAAUGUUGGUCAAAGGACCCUAUCUACAACUUUCCAUUUCCGCGCAGCAAGAUGUCCCGUAAUCGUUUCGAAUUACUAUUAGCAAACUUGCAUUUUGCAAAUAACGAAACGAUAGAAAAGGGUAGCAGACUUGGAAAAGUUUUGCCACUCCUAAACCUAUUGACAGACAACUUUCAAAAAGUCUUUUCACCAGGUGAAAAUAUUAUAAUCGACGAAACAAUGGUUCCUUGGAGGGGACGACUAAUAUUCAGACAAUACAUACCAACCAAAACUCAUAAAUAUGGUAUAAAGCUUUUCAAAUUGUGCUCCACCGAAGGGUAUACAUGGCCUGCAAAAAUAUAUUCUGGACGAGACAUCAGCGGAAGAAGGCAAAUUGGCAUAGCUGAAAACGUCUGCAUUGUACUUGCAGAUAAAUUGAUAAAUGAAGGAAGAACUUUGUUUGUCGACAACUUUUACACAAGCUAUGAAUUAGCAGCCAAAUUUUUAAAAUUCAAGACGCAUGUCGUUGGUACUGUGCGAUACAACAAAAAAUUUAUGCCACGUUUUGUAAUGUCGUACCCAUUGAAGAGAGGUGAAAUGAUAGCAAGAGAAGAUGACAACGGUAUUGUGGUGCUAAAGUGGAGGGAUGUUCGCGAUGUUAGGAUGUUAUCAACAAAACAUGCACCUAUUAUGAUUUCAACCUCGGAUUCUACUCAUCGCGGACGUCCUCCUAAACAGAAACCUUUGGCGAUACUGGCAUAUAAUAAUGGAAAAAGUGGCAUCGACAGGAGCGAUCAGAUGGCGUCAUAUGCCACAACGAUACGAAAAAGUAUCAAGUGGUAUCGGAAAUUAGCACUGCACUUGCUUUUAGGAACAAGUAUAGUAAAUGCUCACAUCGUGUACCAGAGAGCCACAAAUAAAAAAAUUGAAAUAAGAAAAUUUCGGGAGCUCCUCGUUGCCGAAUGGUUGUCCCCGGAAAAUGCUACGCAUAGAAAUAAAACAAGGAACGUGUUCCAUAAGCUAGAGAUUCGUAGGAAUCAGCAGGGCAAGCCUAUAAGAAGGAUGUGCGCUCUAUGUUACCAGAAGAGAAGGCAAACUGCUGAACGUCAAGAAGCGAAAAAAAAUGUAAAAAAAACUACGACCUAUUGUUUCAAUUGUCCAAAAUACCCUCAAAUGUGUUUAGAAUGUUUCAACGCACACCAUACGACAUAGUAUAAUGUAAUAUGUUAUCCUAAA
This is a messenger RNA of Colletes gigas, 1898 nucleotides long. RefSeq names its product piggyBac transposable element-derived protein 4-like. The transcript has a single exon. Lineage: Eukaryota; Metazoa; Arthropoda; Insecta; Hymenoptera; Colletidae. The record is from RefSeq and is a predicted model, not a curated record. The coding region runs from base 42 to 1874 and encodes 610 amino acids.